Molecule: messenger RNA, 1260 nt
Organism: Eremothecium cymbalariae DBVPG#7215
Lineage: Eukaryota; Fungi; Ascomycota; Saccharomycetes; Saccharomycetales; Saccharomycetaceae
Gene: LSC2
Product: succinate--CoA ligase (GDP-forming) subunit beta
Exons: 1
Coding region: 1-1260 (419 amino acids)
Biological process (GO): succinyl-CoA metabolic process; tricarboxylic acid cycle
Cellular component (GO): succinate-CoA ligase complex; mitochondrion
Molecular function (GO): succinate-CoA ligase (ADP-forming) activity; metal ion binding; ATP binding
Source: RefSeq, a predicted model, not a curated record
AUGUUAUCUCGUAGACUAGUGAACACUUUCGGUAGGAAGAAUUUAGGACAGCAAAUUAGAAAGCUUUCAAUUCAUGAGUAUAGAUCUGCGGAGCUUUUGCGUCAAUAUGGGAUUGGAACGCCCAAGGGCAGUGCGGCUAGUUCAGCAGAGGAGGCGUAUCAGGUUGCCAAGGGGUUAGGUGCUGAGAGUAGUGAUUUGGUUGUUAAGGCGCAGGCCUUGACUGGUGGCAGAGGCAAAGGGCAUUUCGACACUGGGCUGCAAAGUGGUGUCCAUAUGAUUUCUAGUUCUGAGGAGGCCAAGGAUCUAGCUGAAAAGAUGGUAGGUCACAAGCUUAUUACUAAGCAGUCCGGUGCUAACGGUAAGCUUGUUAGCGCUGUUUAUAUUGUCGAGCGUGUUAAUGCGAAGCAUGAGGCGUACUUGUCUAUCUUGAUGGACAGACAAACUAAGAAGCCAUUGAUUAUUUGUUCUAGUGAAGGUGGUAUGAAUAUUGAGGAUGUAGCUCAUAACAAUCCGGAUGCUAUUAAAAAAUUCUAUGUAACGCCCUCUGAAGGGUUGACUAAGGAGACGGCUGCUGAGGUUGCGAAGAACCUAGGUUUUAGCAAAGAAGCAGAAGCAGACGCUGCGGACGCCGUACUAAAAUUGUACAAGAUCUUCAAUGAAAAGGAUGCUACUCAGAUUGAGAUCAAUCCCUUGAGUGAGGUUACAGGUCAGGACACAAAGGUUAUGUGCAUGGAUGCCAAAUUCGGAUUCGAUGACAAUGCUAGUUUCAGACAACAAGAGGUUUACUCAUGGAGAGAUCUUUCUCAAGAAGAUCCUGAUGAGGUCAUUGCAAAGAAUUCCGACUUGAACUUUGUGAAGCUUCAAGGCAACAUUGGAUGCUUAGUUAACGGCGCCGGCCUCGCAAUGGCCACCAUGGAUGUCAUCAAGUUGUACGGUGGAGAUCCAGCCAACUUUUUGGAUUGUGGUGGUGGAGCCACUCCGGAGACCAUCGAGACAGCUUUUAAGUUGAUUUUAUCCAAUAGCAAGGUUGAUGCUAUCUUCGUUAAUAUCUUUGGUGGUAUAGUCAGAUGUGAUUAUGUUGCCCAGGGUCUUGUUGCUGCUACGAAGAACCUAGAUGUCAACGUGCCAAUUGUUGCUAGAUUACAAGGUACCAACUUGGAAAUGGGUAAAAGGAUCAUUAAGGAAUCCGGCCUCAAGAUCUACGGUUUCGACGAGUUAGAUCCUGCAGCAGAAAAGGUUGUCCAACUCGCUGGUAAGUAA